CCUCAUGGACUCCCCCACCGCCAACGCCUCAUCCUCCCUCGGCGAGGGAGAAGCAGGGGGUGAGGCGGAGCGGGACGGUGAUGCGGCGCGAGACCCCACCUGCAAGUCGAGAGUGGUACUUUCGCUGCGGCGGCUAUUGAGGCGGGGUUGCGGCGUGGGCGGCGGACCCUCCUCCAUCUUCACCAGCCUUUCGCCCAAGUGCCAAUCGGUCGCCGGGGCCAGCGGACGAAUCCGGCCAAUUAGUCCGGAUUCCUCCAGCCAAGCCCCGCCCAGGAGGAUUGGCAACUUUUUCCAGCUGAAGGUAGACAUCCCCCCGGAGUGUCGGAUCUACCCCAUCGAAUCCGAGGACGAAGACGACGAGAACCGAGCCUUGGGGGCCAAGGAGAUCAUCUGCCCCUGGGAGAGCCUCACCCCUCACAACGGGACUGGCUAAAACAAAGACAAUAAAGGUACCGAAAGGAUUUUUUUUUUCUUUCAGCCUUUUUGUAACAUUCCACCAAAAAAAAAAAAAAAUGGCAUCAAACUUGCCCUCUAAUGUUUGAACGUCUGAAAAGCAUUUCAAAAUGAAUUGUAGCGUUCACAUUCAAACUUCAUUCCGAGUAGCCCCACUGCAGCCUUAUUGAUAAUUAUACGCCUUAUUUAGCUUUUGCCUUACACUGCGUACCGGUAAUUAUAUCAAUUGAAAAACAAACUUACUUUAUUGAUAUUGAAUGGAGGGACUCUAAUUAUAAAGCACCAAAGAUAACAUUUGGACUGAGCCCUUAUUUAUUGUUAUUUAUUUAUUGUUGCCUUCCAAUGAAAAACAUGCACAUUUUGUGAGUUUUUUUCUUUUAUUAACUAAAAUUAUUCAAUAAAUGAAAAAAAAUGGAAGUUCUUUUAUUUUUAUAUAUUUUUUUAAUAAUAAGAAUAAACUCCAACAUGUGUAGAUACAGUGUUCCCCUGCUAUAUCUGUUGUUUAAAAAGAGUGUUAAGUUUAAACGUGAAAGCAUGUGAGAAUUGCGAAAUAAUAUUAGCGUUUUUUAAAUAUGAUAUCUCUAUAUUUCAAAUUUGUAUCUGCUUAAACUGGGGGUUGACUGUACACGUUUUUCAUUGGUAAUAAUGUACAUUGAGACGAGUUCUUGUACACAUGGUGAAGUCAUUUUAGCAACAUGUAGUUUUUAAUGUGGCGCUGUUUUUGUACUUUAGCAAUGUUCCGGUGCUUGGCGUGAGCAACGCUAGUAUGUUUACAAAUUAAAAAAUGUACAUUUUUAUUUAAAUGGUGUGCUGUUUGACGGGUACAUUCCACAACUUGUGUCAAGUGCCUCUAUGAGUAUGUGAAUAAAUAACUUGUGUCCUUAA
Messenger RNA from Syngnathus acus (greater pipefish), 1338 nucleotides. Its product is annotated as regulator of G-protein signaling 9-like. The record is from RefSeq and is a predicted model, not a curated record. The transcript is spliced from 2 exons. Bases 5 to 433 code for a protein of 142 amino acids. Lineage: Eukaryota; Metazoa; Chordata; Actinopteri; Syngnathiformes; Syngnathidae.